Ilex paraguariensis (yerba mate) is the source of this 1044-nucleotide messenger RNA. The record is from the annotation of a GenBank genome assembly. Lineage: Eukaryota; Viridiplantae; Streptophyta; Magnoliopsida; Aquifoliales; Aquifoliaceae.
AGGAUUAAGAACAAAAAUAGCUCAUUUGUGGCCUGGCUUAUAACAUGGUCUAUUUUAUGGACGCAAACUGCGACAUAUAAUGGUGGCCAAUGCAAAAAGGAACAGACAGAAAUAAGAUAGACAAUGGAGUCUUCCCUCCCCAAGAGUCUUCUUGUUCUCUCAUUCUUUCUUUUCCUUUUUGUGCACCUUCUUCCGUUAUGCUCAGCUAAGAAAUCUCUCUUGACAACCUACCAUAAAGGUCCUCUUCUCACCGGAGACGUCAACCUGUCCGUACUUUGGUAUGGCCAAAUCAAUCCUAUUCAAAAGUCUGCCAUCAAAACCUUCAUUCAAUCUCUCAACAAUGAUCAUAAUGUGAGCUUCGAGCCACGAGUGUCCUCAUGGUGGAAUAUUGUCGAAAGCUACCAAACGGUGGCCAACAAAAGCUUGAAGAAGAGCCCAAAGAUUACGGUGAAGGCGGUGAAGGAAAUUGAUGAUGACAAAUACUCCAUUGGAAAGGUUUUGAAUGACGACUCUCUUGCAGGUCUAGUGCAAAAAGCCAGUGGCAGAACCCCUAAUACUGUUGCCGUUAUUUUUGCAGCCAACGACGUGACUGUCAAAGAUUCAUGCUCGGAAUGGUGCUUCCUCCAUGGCGCUAUUGGGAAGCAGGUUUACAUAGUGGUUGGGAACCCAGAAAAUGAGUGUCCAUCAACGUGUGCAUGGCCAUUCCAUAGGUCAGAAAAUGGGGCACUAGGUUUAACAUUGGAUCCACCAAGUGGGGAUGAGGGUACAGAUUCUAUGAUUGUUCACUUUGCAUCAGCAUUGGCCGCAACCAUAACAAACCCUUACGAAACCGGAUUUUUCGGGGGUCUCUCAGAUAAACCAUUGGAGGCGACAACAGCCUGUAAGGGGGUGUUCGGGACAGGGGCUUUCCCAGGAUACACUGGAAAGGUUCGAGUCGACCCCCGCAGUGGUGGGGGCUUCAAUGCACAUGGGUUGAACAAUGCAAGAUUCUUGUUGCCUGCAGUAUGGAACCCUAAAAAUUCAUCAUGCUGGACCCUUAUGUGA